GCGAAAAAAGUCGUCAUAUUUGACUAAGUAGUAACCGACCACGAGGAACCAACCUGUCAUGGAUUAUGAUAAGAUCAUAAGAUUAAGAUUAGCUGAAUAUCCAUAUGAUCUGUGUUUGACCAAGUAACCUUCCAUUCAAUGGGAGCUUUUUCUUUCAAGAUUAUUGUUCUCGUUGCUUACAUGCUUGUUCCUUCUCUCAAAAUAUCCGCAGCUACACUCAACGUGUCACAGUCUAUCAGUGAUGGCGAGAAUAUAGUGUCGAACAAUAGAGUGUUUGAGCUUGGUUUCUUCAGCCCGGGUAAUUCCACAAAUCGUUACCUCGGAAUUUGGUAUAAAGUUAUACCUAUUCAACGAGUUGUUUGGGUGGCAAACCGGGGUAACCCGAUCAAUGAUACCUCAGGCAUGUUAACAUUCACUACCACGGGCAAUCUUGAGCUAAGACAAAAUGAUUCUGUUGUUUGGGUUACAACCUAUCAAAAACAAUCACAGCAUCCAGUGGUGGAGCUCUUGGACAGUGGCAAUCUUGUGAUAAGAAAUGAAGGAGACACGGACACAGAAGGUUACUUGUGGCAAAGCUUUGACUAUCCUUCUGAUACACUCUUGCCGGAGAUGAAGUUGGGUUGGGACCUCAGAACCGGUUUGGAACGGAUAAUAACCUCUUGGAAGAGUCCAUAUGAUCCUUCUCCAGGGAAUUUUUCAUGGCGUCUGAUGCUGUAUAACUACCCAGAGUUUUAUCUGAUGAAAGAGACACAAAAGUUUCACCGCAUCGGGCCAUGGAACGGACUUCACUUCAGCGGCGUGGCGAACCAAACAUCAAAUCAGUUUUACGAGUUCAAGUACACCGCUCAGAACGACGCCGUGUACGCCUCCAACAAGGCCGAGAUGUUCUACUCGUUUACUCUCAAGAACAGUUCGGUCUUCGUGAGAGUCACCGUGGUCGAGGGCAGUUUCCAAACCUAUGUUUGGGACGAAGACAAGACGCAAUGGGAGCUUUAUGAGUCCACCCCGCGUGACCAGUGUGAUUUGUAUGGGCUCUGUGGAGCCAACGGGAAUUGCAAGAUUACUACCUCACCGUUAUGCCAAUGUUUGGAAGGGUUCAUUCCAAAGUCUCCACGGGAAUGGAACGCGGGGAAUUGGAGUCAAGGAUGCAUCCGUGUUGAACCGUUACGGUGCCAAGAUAGUAGUAACAUGGAUGGGUUUGUCAAACAUGUUGGCCUCAAAGUGCCGGAUACUACAAAUACUUGGGUGGAUGAGAAUCUUGAUUUAGAUGAAUGCAGAAACAAAUGCUUGAAUAAUUGCUCUUGCAUGGCGUAUACUAAUUCAUACAUAGGAGGUGGAGGUAGUGGUUGUGUCGUUUGGUUUGGCGAUUUAAUUGACUUAAGACAGUUUGAAACUGGCGGAGGUCAAACUCUCUAUAUCCGGUUACCUUCUGCAACGUUAGAGCCUCUUUCCCAACAUGGACACAACAAAAGGUUUAAGAUAAUAAUUGGUGCCAUAGUUGCUGCAGUCAGUGGGAUGCUUUUGUUUUGCAUUAUUGUCAUAUACAGAGUUCGCAGGAACCAAGCCGAAAAGUCAAAGACAAAAGAGAACAUAGAAAGACAGAUGGCAGAUCUAGAUCUGCCAUUGUUUGAUCUGCUAACGAUCAUUACUGCCACUGGCAAUUUCUCAUUGAAUAAUAAGAUUGGACAAGGUGGUUUUGGACCAGUAUAUAAGGGAAAAUUAGCAGAUGGAUCAGAAAUUGCUGUCAAGAGACUUUCAAGCAGCUCUGGACAAGGAAUAACCGAGUUCAUAACAGAAGUAAAACUGAUUGCAAAACUUCAACACCGAAAUCUUGUAAAGCUUCUUGGUUGUUGCAUUCACGGAGAGGAGAAAAUACUAACAUAUGAAUACAUGGUUAAUGGAAGCCUAGACUCCUUCAUUUUUGAUCAAAUGAAAGGUAAACUUUUGGAUUGGCCCCGACGGUUUCAAAUAAUAUUUGGAGUUGCUAGAGGACUUUUGUAUCUUCAUCAAGAUUCCCGAUUAAGGAUUAUUCACAGAGAUCUCAAAGCAAGUAACGUUUUGCUUGAUGAAAAGUUAAAUCCAAAAAUAUCAGAUUUUGGAAUGGCAAGAGCUUUCGGAGGAGACCAAAUAGAAGGAAACACAAAUAGAGUUGUUGGGACUUAUGGAUACAUGGCUCCAGAGUAUGCUGUUGAUGGGCUAUUUUCAAUCAAGUCAGAUGUUUUCAGCUUUGGUAUUUUGUUGUUGGAGAUUGUAUGUGGGAAUAAAAAUAGAGCUCUCUGUCAUGGAAACCAGACUCUUAACCUUGUUGGUUAUGCAUGGAAACUUUGGAAAGAGCAAAAUGCUUCACAAUUAAUAGACUCAAACAUAAAGGACUCAUGUGUUAUCCCAGAAGUUCUGCGAUGCAUCCAUAUUAGUCUCUUGUGCGUGCAACAAUACCCAGAGGAUAGGCCAACCAUGACCUCGGUAAUUCAAAUGCUAGGGAGUGAGAUGGAACUAGUUGAGCCAAAAGAGCCAGGUUUCUUUCCAAGGAGGAUUUCGGAUGAAGGAAAUUUAAAUUCAAAUAAAGGAAAUUUAGAUUCAAAUCUAAAUGAAAGUACUUCAAAUGAUGAAUUAACCAUUACCUCGUUAAAUGGCCGGUGAAAAUCAUGAAGUCAGCUAUAUAUGGCUCUGAUGUACAUUUUGCCUUGCAAGUACACUCACUACCAAAGCAAUGUUGUUUCAAAACCUGUUCUUUUUUUCUUUUUUUUUUUU
This is a messenger RNA of Cajanus cajan (pigeon pea), 2751 nucleotides long. RefSeq names its product G-type lectin S-receptor-like serine/threonine-protein kinase At4g27290. Gene Ontology annotation, biological process: protein phosphorylation; recognition of pollen. The record is from RefSeq and is a predicted model, not a curated record. Gene Ontology annotation, cellular component: plasma membrane. NCBI's taxonomy places the organism in Eukaryota, Viridiplantae, Streptophyta, Magnoliopsida, Fabales, Fabaceae. Gene Ontology annotation, molecular function: protein serine/threonine kinase activity; ATP binding.